Molecule: messenger RNA, 6484 nt
Organism: Astrephomene gubernaculifera
Lineage: Eukaryota; Viridiplantae; Chlorophyta; Chlorophyceae; Chlamydomonadales; Astrephomenaceae
Source: the annotation of a GenBank genome assembly
CCUUCGCCCCGGCUGUCGGCGGCUGCGGCGGUGCGGGUGGCCUCAUGCUUCGCCGGCAUCCCUACAUGGGCCUGGUGGCCGGUCCCGAGGCACUGUCCGGAUACACGUUGCUGGACUUCCUGCCGCAACCUUGGAAGGACGUGCACUCCAAGUUAUUGAAGAGCACCACGUCAGUCACUCCUACAGUCAAUCUGCCUGGGCAGUGCCGGCGGGCGGGUCGCUCCCCUCCUCCCGGCCCUACUCUGGAGCUGCGCACUGCAAGCGGCAAGCCGCUCUUCAUGCGCGUGUCGGUCUCCACGGUGGACAUCGCGGGGGAGCCGACACACGUCAUACGCCUCGCAAAGUCUUCCCUUGAGGCCGCGCUGGACGAGCGCCGCCUACGGCUGAGCAUCUCAGAGGAGGGCCUGAUUGAGGGCGUCAGUAAGGGCGCCGCAGCGCACUUACUGGGGCUUGAACCCAUGCAGGUCAUCGGGCGCGAUUUCUGGGAGGUCAUACACGAGGAGGAGGAGGGGGAGGGAGAGCCCCUGGCUGCUUCUGCGGGAGACAGCGCUGCUCGGUCGGCCAGACUCACAGAGCUUUUUAAGCGGUCCUUCACGCAUGCAGAAUGCAGCUGGCGCGUGCGUGUGGCCGUGCCGCCCCCCAAGCCGAAGAACGGCGGCACGGGGGCGGCGGCGGCAGGGCUGGCGGGCGCCCCAUGGGCAGCGGGGGGUUCUUCGCCACCGAAGCACGCAAUCAUGCAGGUGUUUAUGGAGCUGCCUAGCAGUCAGGCUGAUGCGGACGCCGCCCCCGUCAUGUACGUGGACUUGUGGCCGACUACCAGCGUCACCGGGGUGGUGGAGCUGGAUGCCUCAGGGCGUGUAAGCUCGGUGCUUGAGGAGCUAACGCGACCCGCGGGUCUGCUGUUUGGCGUGCCCACACAAUCGCUGGUUGGCAGCAUGCUGAGCGGCCUGGUCACACUGCCGCCAGGUCGCAGCAACCCCAGUGAGCUGCUGUCCCUUCACGGCGCCAAGAAGAGCAGCCUCAAGGCGGACAACAAGGAGGCCAGCGUCAAGGUCGGCCCACUGCACGUGCUGCAGGCCGCCCACUCGGACGGGCGGCCGCUGGUCCUGGACGUGCAGAUGGUGGGCAGGCCGGGACCCAACCAGCCGGUCACAGCCAUACUGCGAGUGCACGCGGCGCCCAUGAUGCCGGCAGCAGCUACCACCAUGCUGAAGACCAGGGAUAGCGCUGUUUCGGCUGUAGCAGCUAUUUCCAUCGGUGUUGCAGGCACAUCAGCAACGGCUGAAAGGCUUAUUUUGCCGUCAGCUGAACAGGAGAGCUCUUGCCUUGCUAACCUUGCUACAGCAACAGUCUUCCCGACUCGCUACACCAGCCAAUCGUUGCCGCCAUCCGGCAAAAGAGCCGAGACUUCGUCGCCGCGCAAGAUGUCCCAUGGGUCAGUCGACGGUGGCCCAACAAACGGAUCUCCAAAGAGGCCCACGCUCGACAGUGCUUCAAUUCUAACGACACCCAUAAUCUCCACGCCACCUACUGCGGAGCCGUGCUUGCCGACCCGCGGGUCACUGGAGGUUACCAAGGCUGCAGAGGAGGUAUCACCAGAUACCAAGAAGAGCAUUGUCGUGACGUCUGCUCGCUUGCUUACGGGUAUGGGUGACGGUCUUCCGCAACCUGGGGUGACAGCGGGUAAGAAUGCCUCGGCGCAGCAGGCGGGGCGCACGAAGCUAUCGGAGCUGGUGAAAGCGGCAGUGGGACAGGGUGGAGCCGGGGGAGGCGGCGCCGGAGGCAGCAGUGUGUGCGGCAGCCUCCGGGUACGCAGCGUGUCAGCCGCAGCAGCAGGCGGUGCUAAGGGCGUAAAGGCCAUGUUCGUGCCGAGGUUGCAGCGUAGGUCGGACGAUCAAUCGUCACUUCCAGGGACGGUUACAACGGGUGCUGCGGACCACACGGAAGGCGCAAUCACGUGGACUUCCCAAACCCUGGUGGAGGUGAGGUCCGUUGGCGACAGCGACCUUGAGGAUGAUGCACCGUUGAAGUACAAGCUCUCGGACGUGGCGUCUCGGAUUACAACUUGGGUUGCCAGCGAAGGUGCUUACUACCAAAACACUGUCCCCGUGCCCGUCGAGGACGUUGACAAGGACCAGCGCGACUACAUGGGCAGCAGCAAGAAAGCAAUGGGAACAGCGCCGGGAGAAGCUGCGUUCUCCCCCGCAAAGCGGCAAACCUCCUCUGUCCGGCCCGCGGACUCCGGCACGCCUCGGAGCAAUGCGGCGGCCUUCCAGGGCCUUGAAGGUGGCGCACAGGAUGAUGACGACGGGCGAGCGGAGGAGCCCGGCGGUGAGGCCGAUCGAGGCGGCUUUGACGACGGCGCCAGUGAGGGCGGCCAGAGCGGCAUGUCGUCUCAGUCGGGCACCGGCGGCCCCGAGUUCAAGCGCGGCAAGCGGCUGAAGAAGCUGGUCAAGCUGCUGAGCUCCGAUGACGUAGUGCAGGUCCAACGCCGCUUCCGCAACCGCACGCUGUUCACGUUAGCUGCACUGGCGCUGGUGCACGUGCUGUGUUUUGCGUUGGCGGUGCGUGCCAUCAAGUCGCAGCGCCGCAGCAUGGCCAACCUGGGUGAUCUGGGGCAGACGCAGCGCUACAUCCACCAGAUCGUAACGGACGUGCGUGUGCUUGACUUGAUGGAGCGGAAUAUGACUCAACCCAACCUGUACACGGCCGAUCAGGCGCAGUUCUUUCUGGACCGUGUUCAAAUGGCCGCAGCUGAGUAUAAGGCACGGAUAAACACAAUUCUGUCGGAGCAUCAUGCUUCAUCUUCGACCAUAACCCAAUUGUUGAGAUUUACAAAGACCAAGGUGUGGGAUGGAUACGCGCCAGACGGAACAGAUGUUUGGACCAACAUGACCAUCUGGGAGUAUGCCACCCAGUUUUGCGUCCUGGCGAACGAAAUCUCCUUCACAUACAACCAAACGUACGGAACGCCAACAACCAUUCAAGGCACAUACACUGGGGAGUUCUUGCUGAGGAGUGGCCCAGAUCUGUACAAGGCAAACCGCAAGAUGCUAGACGCGUUGCUUGACAUUGCCAUAGCCGAGACGAAGAAGAUGGAUACGCUCCAGCUGAUCUUCCUGGCUGUGGAGGGGGCCGUGGUGACCUGCAUGGCAGCCUGCUAUCUGGCGCACCUGCUGCACGUGUUGGCGGCGCAACGGUGCAAGCUGUACGGCACCUUCCUGACCGUACCUGUGGCGCUGUCACGCACGCUGGCUUCCCAAAACACGGCAGUUAUACUGGAAGAGGAUGACGAAGAGAACAUGAGUGAUGACGACGAACCAGCUGCCGGGGCACCGUCAGGGCCCAAUGCAACCGACACGUCCGACGAAUACACUCCUGCCAGUGGUGGCGGCGGCGGCGGCGGUGUCCGUGGCAGCCCGAGCGCGGCCGCCGCCUCGAAGACGAAACGUCACGCAACUCUGAAGGUCGUUCCGGAUUCAAACGACCCCAGCAACCGGUCCCGCGGCAGUAACGGCGGUGGAGGCAGGACUGCAACUUACGCCAACGGUCAUAAUAACGGACUUUCCGGCCGGGUGCACAGUGUGUCACGGCUGGAUGGGAGUGUGCGAGGUGGCAAGGCGGGCAGCGAGCGAGGAAACCGGGAGCAGCAGCAGCAGGAGGAGGAGCGUUUGAUGGGGGCUAGUGAAUCGAUGGAUGCAGCGAGUCCUGGCUUGCUGUCUUCGACACUUGUUCAGCUGCUCAAGGGCUUUCAGUGGCGAGGUCAGCAGGGCGCCAUGCCACUUCCGCAAACGUCCCGGCUUGGAGAGGUUGGAAACAGUAAAAGGAGGCUGAAGUACGAUUCCAAUGAGACGUACAUGCUUCUGCUGCCGUUCGUCAUCUGGUCAACGCUGGUGGUAGCAAUUUACGCGUUCACUGUCAUCAAAAUGAAGGGAGUUGUGGAGGAGGUGGCGAUUCACUCAGUUACGAACAUCGCGUCUGCCAGGGUUUGGAGAGUGAUUUUCUUCAGCCAGGAGUUGGCAAUCACCGACCCGCCGCUGGUAUCCAACACCAGCGCCACACUCGUUAGCUCCGUGCAGCUCCUCAAGGACGCCUGGUACACACUGCAGCUGGGAGAGAAUGCCUACAAGGCAGCAGGCCCUGACACGGAGAAGUUCAGCCAUGUGACGCUGGGACUGGCGGAGGCUUCUCCGGCACUAACCGGCGAAUUCUACAACAACGGCCUCUGUCACAGAAUCUUUGAGCCCUGCCCCGGUCCUGAUUACCGCUUCUACCUGACCAUCUACGGUGGCCUUGACAGCAUCAUGCAGCAAUUCAUGUUAAAGGCUAUGGCCAUGGCACGUGACGAGAAUGUUACAGUAAAAGGCCUUGCAAAUGACAAUCUCGACUUUAUCUAUAACGUCGGUGGUAAGGACCUGGUGGAAGGCACCAUACACAUCCAAACUUCCCACUUUUCGACGAUCAUGUCUAUCUUUACAGAUAUCCUCUCGCUGCACAUCAUCUUGUUCGUUAUGCUGUGGGUGAUCUUCGGUGGAUUCAUCUUCCUGUUGCUCCGUCCGUUGCUAAAGCGCGUUUCCAAGGAGCGGCGGCGCAUAGCGGAGUUAAUCAAUCAGCUUCCCCUGGAGUUGGAUGUGGAGAGGCUAGUGUCGCGCGCCCUCGCGGCAACCCAGCCCGGCUCCAACUCGGCCACCAAUUCCGUUGGCGUCGGCAGCACUGGCGCCGUGGGAGAGACCGCCGGUGGAUACAGCGGCAUACGUGUGGACUCUGUAUUCACCGUUUUCACAAAAAAGCAGCCAACAGGAAAGGGUCUACGAGCGUAAAUGGUAGCAAACCCCAGUAUUCCCAAGUUAGACAACAUCUCCACUGCCGGCACAUUGCCUGAGGGCCUGUGUCGUACACGCGAGAUGAUUUUACGGGGCGUGCGCUCCUCCUCCUCCUCAGCAGCAGCAGCAGGAGUGUCUCUGCUGCCCUAUCUGGCGGCGGGCGUAUUAGGGACUCCAUCCCGAUAAGGUGCAGGAUGUUGGGCCUGGCACAAAAGCCCAUUAGGUUGCUGCGUAACGUCCCCCUAUUUGUUAACGAAAUUGUUAUACCGGUUACUCCGCAAGAAGGAGCUCAUCCAGCCGGCAGCCUCAAGUGGCGUGUUUCAUUUGCGUGUGGAAUAACGACGGGAUAAACUUACUGUGCUCAUCCGAAGCAGUUCCUGGCUUGUACAUCACACGUCAUAGUGAGGUUAUGUAUGCCGUUUCCCACAAAGCAAAAAUGGUCCGUCGUUGUGUGGUUUGCGCUUGCGGCCCGGCCUGUAAGGCCCAAAGGUUUGUGCGUCACAUCUGAGCCGUUGAGGCGCCCUUGUAUAAUAUAGAGUCUUUGACUUAACAUUUUUUAAGAGUUACUGUUUGCAUUGUUUACGAGUGCGCGUGAUGGAAUUACUUUUGCGUGGAUGCAAACGUGCGGCACAGAACCGUCACGAGUUGACUCUUUUACCCGAAGGAGGUACGGCAACGCGCACAGCGACACCGCUGUUUUCUAUUGCUUUUGCAAAUAAUCCGCACGUCUUUGCGGUAUCUGCCGUUGCUGCGCAGUGGCGUAUCGCACCGGCUGGGGAGUGUCACGGAGCUUCCUCCCUGGCCCCUCCGGGCUGCGUGUAUUGUUUACUGGAUUGAGCUUACAUUGAGCGUCGUGACCCCUUGUCUGUACGCGAUUGCAUGCGAUUGCAGGGGAACUGCUGAACAGUUAAAUAUUGCAUCUAUCUAGCGGCCUCUAUCUCACUGUCACGUCUUUUGUUAUGUAUCUAGUGCCUUAUUGGCGGCGCUUAUCGCGGCAGUUAUCCUUGGCAUGGUACUGAUAUUGUUAAUCCAGCGUUGCACGCUGGUAUCUAGGGCUUACCAAAGAUUGGCAUGCAUGCAUAUGAGACAAUUGCGCCUUAAUUACUGACUGCCGCGCAUGGUAGCUUCUUGUAUGGCGGGUUGCCUGCGUUUAACUAAUUGUUGGCUACGGAGGAUUGAAUAUGGGGGCGGGGGCGGUUGGUUUCAGUGCGGCAGUAGUGCGUACGUGAGGAAAGGCCGCUCUCGAUCGAGGUGUACGACGGAAGUCUGUGUGAUGUUGUGCGUUACGCUAGCUGCAGAGCAAUCUGCAUGAAGCUGUAUUCAAUGUUGUCCAUCUGGUGCCUUUCUAGCUUUGGGCUGCAUUUCUUGCAGCGUAGUCCAGCCCAUCGUGUUAAGGAAUUCCUGCAAGGUCCGUGUUGCUAACGGUACCUAAUCAUUAUGUCUGUGGUACGGCAGAGUGAAGCAGGGACUUCGGCUUCGCCCGUGAUCCUUGUGCAAGUACUUGCUUUUGGGCACUUGAUUCCAGGCGCUCCGCGAAGACGCGGCUUGAAAGCAAGGAAACUGCCAUAGUGAUACCCCCGGGCUUAAGGUGCAUACGUUUUGGCCUCCCCUUGACUCCAGGCUUGGAAGCAAGGGAAGGUAUGUAACAGCAAGGGAAUCGA